Papaver somniferum (opium poppy) is the source of this 819-nucleotide messenger RNA. RefSeq lists its product as uncharacterized. Gene Ontology annotation, molecular function: RNA-DNA hybrid ribonuclease activity; nucleic acid binding. The record is from RefSeq and is a predicted model, not a curated record. NCBI's taxonomy places the organism in Eukaryota, Viridiplantae, Streptophyta, Magnoliopsida, Ranunculales, Papaveraceae. The transcript has a single exon. Bases 1 to 819 code for a protein of 272 amino acids.
AUGUGUGGAACUGAAAUAGAAACUACUGAACACCUUCUAUUACACUGUCCUUAUGUUAAAGAAGUAUUAAAUUCAUCUCCAAACCCCAUCUCCCUUAACAUAGAUUGUUCUAGUACUUUCUUAGAGAAAUGUAAGGAUUGGAUCAAUAACCCUAGGAAAAAGAUUUCUUUAGAAUUAAUGUUUACUAAGAUGUGGUUUAUUUGGAAGGAAAUAUGCAACAAAAUUUUUGAAAACAAAUCAACAUCAUCUAAUACCUUGGCUAUAGAAAUACAAGGAUAUAUUUAUUUCUGGUCAAAGAGGAGUAGUGCACAAGACAAACCCAAGAAACAACGGAAGCAAACUCUAACACCAGUUUGGAAGGCACCUCUAAAGGACACCCUCAAAAUUAAUGUUGAUGAUGCUUGGAUUUCUCACUCUUUACCUUCAAGUUAUGCUAUAAUUCUGAGAGAUGAUGGAGGCAACUCAGGAGGAGGAAAAGCAGGGCAGUCAGAAGCUCUAGACCCACAAGAAGCGGAAGCUUUAGGAGAGCUACAAACAGCUAUUUGGGCGCAAGAAAAAGUUCUGGAAAAUUUUAACAUUGAAGGAGACUAUGAAAUCCUUUUUAAUUACGUUCAAGGAAAGAAAUCUGACAUCUCUUGGCGCUCUAAGGCUUACUUAAAUGAAGCAGACAUACUAGUGGAUUUUUGCAACAACUUUUUGGGUUUUUAUUUCGUUCUAAGACUAAGAAAUAUGGUGGCAGACACUUUAGCAAAAUAUGUUAGGGCUUUAAAUUCAACUGUUUUGUGCGAAAACAUUCCUCCUUCUUGUAUCCAACAUUAA